Messenger RNA from Hydatigera taeniaeformis, 225 nucleotides. Lineage: Eukaryota; Metazoa; Platyhelminthes; Cestoda; Cyclophyllidea; Taeniidae. The record is from the annotation of a GenBank genome assembly.
AUGGAGAAAGCUGCGACCGUGAAUCACGCCCACCACAACGACGCGCACUGGACGACACCACAGUUCACUCCCUACUUCUCCAUACUUUGUCACCCAAUACUCUGUUCACGAGCCCAAUAUGCUUGCAGGGCGAAGGUGGGAAUGGGGGUGGCGGUGGGGCAUCACAACCCAGGCGUCCUUACUGGUCAGGGUCUGGCUUUCGCUGCUCGCAACGCCGUCAUUUAA